Triticum urartu is the source of this 1694-nucleotide messenger RNA. Its product is annotated as histidinol-phosphate aminotransferase, chloroplastic. Gene Ontology annotation, biological process: L-histidine biosynthetic process. NCBI's taxonomy places the organism in Eukaryota, Viridiplantae, Streptophyta, Magnoliopsida, Poales, Poaceae. The record is from RefSeq and is a predicted model, not a curated record. Gene Ontology annotation, molecular function: L-histidinol-phosphate:2-oxoglutarate transaminase activity; pyridoxal phosphate binding.
GAAACGCCGCCUGUCCUUUUCCGUUCCGCUCGGCUGCACUCGGCCGGCCGUCCGUCCGUGGAACCAACCAACCGCGCUGCGCCGUCGAUGGACUGUACCGUCCGAGCCCGCGUCAGGAGCCCGUCGCCGGCCGUCUCCCGCUUCUCCGGAGAGGGGCGGCGCCGCCAGGCGUCCAGGGUCUCCUUCCGGCGCAUGGCGUCCGCGACUCCAGUGGAGGAGCCCGCGGCGGCGGCGGUGGCUGAGGCGGAGCCGCGGCCGAGCGGCGCCUCUUUCAUCCGCCACCACCUCAGGAGCCUCGCCGCGUACCAGCCCAUCCUGCCCUUCGAGGUGCUAUCUGCUCGGCUGGGGCGUAAACCAGAGGAUAUAAUCAAGCUGGACGCCAAUGAAAAUCCAUAUGGUCCACCACCGGAGGUAGCUGCAGCAUUAGGAAAUUUAAAGUUCCCUUAUGUCUACCCUGAUCCUGAAAGCCGCCAUUUGCGUGCUGCUCUCGCUGAAGAUUCUGGGCUUGAAACUGAGCACAUACUUGUUGGAUGCGGUGCCGAUGAGCUAAUUGAUUUGAUUAUGAGAUGUGUACUUGAACCAGGCGACAAAAUUGUAGAUUGCCCUCCAACUUUUACCAUGUAUGAGUUUGAUGCUUCAGUCAAUGCUGCACUUGUUAUCAAAGUCCCAAGACUUCCUGAUUUCUCCCUAGACAUCGCAAACAUUGUCAAAAUGGUUGAACAGGAGAAGCCAAAAUGCAUAUUUUUGACAUCUCCUAACAACCCAGAUGGCAGUGUAAUCAAUGAUGAGGAUCUUUUAAAGAUCCUUGACCUUCCGGUACUUGUAGUGCUGGAUGAAGCAUAUGUUGAGUUUUCGAGCCUUCAAUCAAGGAUGACAUGGGUUAAGAAGCAUGAUAAUUUGAUUGUUCUCCGAACAUUCAGCAAACGAGCAGGUUUAGCUGGGCUUCGUGUGGGUUAUGGAGCAUUUCCUCUAAGCAUUAUUGAGUACUUAUGGCGGGCCAAGCAGCCUUAUAAUGUUUCUGUGGCAGCAGAAGUCUCUGCAUGUGCUGCCUUGCAGAACCCAGUCUAUUUGGAGAGCGUGAAAAAUCUGCUACUACAAGAGAGGGAGAGGCUGUAUAAUCUUCUCAAAGGAAUACCUUACCUGAAACCAUUUCCCAGUCAUGCUAACUUCAUUCUGUGUGAAGUCACGUCAGGAAAAGAUGCAAAGAAAAUAAAGGAGGAUCUUGCAAAGAUGGGAGUGAUGAUUCGCCACUACGACAAGAAGGAACUGAAGGGUUAUAUUCGUAUUUCAGUUGGAAAGCCUGAGCACACUGAUGCACUAAUGGAAGGCUUCAAAGCACUCAAACUUUGAGAAUUUGCCACGAUUUACUUUGAUGGAAGCAGUGAAGAGCUUAUUGAGUAUGUGUCUACCCAUUACUAGGCUUGUAGUACACUGGAUGCAGUCUAUCAAGUAGACACUGCUUCCCUCCAACAUCGGUAAAGUGCAUUCUUCAGAUUUCAAGCCAACCAGGGUCAGUUAGUUUUCAAUAAAAUAUCUAUGUUUAGCUAGUGCUGUAGUCCAAACCAUUUAGCCAUAAACUCUGUUUCAGCAAAGUUACUGUGCAGAGCAAGACUUUUUUGUAGAGGUUGAGUUCCUGAAUGAUGUUGCUUCUUUCUGUCUUGGCAUACAUAUAUACUUGCUUGUUUGGUUGCUCA